AUGUACAUUUGUGACGUGUGCUUCUUUGAUGUGUGUCGUGCUCUUGUGAUGCUCACUUUUGGGAUGUGUGCUCCUGUGAUGUGUGCUCUUGCGAUGUGUGCCCUUGCGAUGUGUGCUAGUGUGGUGCGUGCUCUUGUGAUGAGUGCUCUUGUGAUGAGUGCUCUUGUGAUGAGUGCUCUUGCGAUGUGUGCCCUUGCGAUGUGUGCUCCUGCGAUGUGUGCUCUUGCGAUGUGUGCUCUUGUGAUGUGUGCUCUUUCGAUGUGUGUCCUUGCGGUGUGUGCUCGUGUGGCGCGUGCCCUUGCUGUGAGUGCUCUUGCGAUGUGUGCUUGUGUGGCCGGGGACGAGUGCUGCGUGCACGCGCGCAGCGUGGAGUGCUCGUCGGCGUGCGUGGCCGUGUUCCGCGCGCUGCAGACGCCGUCGCGGGAGGCGCGCGCGCACGCCAGCCACGCGUGCGCGCAGGAGAACCCGCGCCUGCUCGCCUGCCUGCGCAACGCCACGCGCACCACGCCCGCCACCAACUCGCACAGGCAGCUGCACUGCUGCGACAAGUCGGACGUGCCGGGGUGUCGCGAGGCGUGCCGCCGCGUGCUGCGCACCGCCACCGUCAGCCAGGAGAUCGUCGACACGCUGGAGCACGCCGUUUUUCGUUUGAAGUGUUUAUCUGAGCCCGUGACGAGAGAAUGGCGAUGUGUGUUGCGUGCCAGUGUGCUAAGCGGUGGCAAAGACGAGUGGACAUGUACGGCGCUGUGGCAGUGCUUCCUGCAGACGCCGGCGGGCGCGGGGCAGGGCCCGUCGCGCAUCGACCGCGUGGGCAUGGACGCCGCCAAGCUGCACUGCUGCGCCAAGGCGUCGCGCGACGCGUGCCGUCGGCCUGUGCGUGCGCACCUUCUCCAACGAGUGGACGCGCGCCUGGGACGACUUCCACCGGCUCCUGCUCGCGCACCUCUCCGAGGACGCGCUCGCGCACUGCCUCGAGGAAGUGUGGUAACAUCUGUUGUGUCCACUCGUGCAGUGGAGGAGCCGUGCGAGCUGGGGUGCGACGGCCUCAACUACUGCACCAACUUCAACAACCGUCCCACGGAGCUGUUCCGGUCGUGCGGGCGCGCGGCGGACGACGCGGCGCGGCUCGACGUGGCCACGUGGACGCGCAACGGGGAGCUGUCGCUGCCGGCGGCGGGCGGCGCGCGUGGGCGCGCGGCGCGCGGCGGGCUGCGCCGCCGCUGCGCAACCUCUCCGCCUGCUCGCCCCGCCGCUGGCGGCGCCGUCGCCUGCGCGCUGCAGCUGCGCCCCUGCCCACCGCACACGCACACCAACCGCAUCUGCAGAGUGAGGGAACAGAUGACUUUCUGCAUGCACACCGAC
Gryllus bimaculatus (two-spotted cricket) is the source of this 1362-nucleotide messenger RNA. NCBI's taxonomy places the organism in Eukaryota, Metazoa, Arthropoda, Insecta, Orthoptera, Gryllidae. The record is from the annotation of a GenBank genome assembly.